AUGUUUCCGACUUCCCCCCCAAAUCUCACAGUCACCAUCACACUCCCACCUUCAACUCCGGCCUCCGCACCAACCCCGAACAUCCUCCUCCUACUCCAUGGCAUUGGCGAUUCAGCAGCAGGCUUCACCUCCUUUGGCCGCGCCAUAAAUCUCCCCGAAACAACCGUACUCGCCGUCCAAGCUCCAGCCCCGCUCCCCUUCGACCUGGGCGGCUUCCACUGGGGCGAUGAUGUUUCCUUCGAUAGCCGAACCGGCACGCUAGACAUGGACGCAGGAUUUACGCGAAGCACAUCUCUCCUCGCAAAUGAAGUUAUCCGGCAGACACUCGUGCAAAAAUGUGGCUACCAACUACGCGAGAUCAUGAUACUGGGCUUUGGUCAAGGUGGGAUGGCAGGUCUCGCCGCGGCGCGCGAGCUAGGCAGUACAGGCACAGAUGGUAAAGCAAGCGGAGCCCUUUCGGGUGUGAUUUCUAUCGGCGCGCCGUAUGCAUUGUCAGGCGCGCGGUCUGGCGCGAAGAAUCGCUCGCCGGUGCUGUUGGUUGCUGGGCGGGAUUCGGAGGUUGUGUCGGAUGGGGCGGUGCGGAGGACGAAGGAGGUGUUUGAGUUUGUGGAGGUUAGCCGGUAUGCAAGGAGGGGUGAUGGGAUGCCUUCGAAUCGGGAUGAGAUGCUUCCUGUGAUGCAGUUCUUUGCGAGGAGCUUGCGUAGUCAACAGGGUGUGCCAAAGGGGAGUGUUGAGAUUGGCUGA
Messenger RNA from Penicillium subrubescens, 744 nucleotides. Its product is annotated as alpha/beta hydrolase. NCBI's taxonomy places the organism in Eukaryota, Fungi, Ascomycota, Eurotiomycetes, Eurotiales, Aspergillaceae. Gene Ontology annotation, biological process: protein depalmitoylation. Gene Ontology annotation, molecular function: carboxylic ester hydrolase activity; palmitoyl-(protein) hydrolase activity. The record is from RefSeq and is a predicted model, not a curated record. Gene Ontology annotation, cellular component: cytoplasm. The transcript is spliced from 2 exons. The coding region runs from base 1 to 744 and encodes 247 amino acids.